Messenger RNA from Stegodyphus dumicola, 1085 nucleotides. RefSeq lists its product as uncharacterized. The record is from RefSeq and is a predicted model, not a curated record. Gene Ontology annotation, cellular component: cytoplasm. Gene Ontology annotation, molecular function: oxidoreductase activity. NCBI's taxonomy places the organism in Eukaryota, Metazoa, Arthropoda, Arachnida, Araneae, Eresidae.
UCAUUGAGGCUCAAAGCGGGAGAAAAUGGAAGUGAAAAGUGUGUUUGUUACGGGGGCCAAUAGGGGCAUUGGUCUGGAAUUCGUGAGGCAACUGGUGGCUCUUCCAAAUCCUCCGCGUUAUGUUUUUGCUACCUACAGGAAUCCAGACACAAUUCAGGCUCUGAAAGACAUUAAAAGCUCUUCGAAGAAUACGGAAGUAGUUUUAAUCCAAAUGGAUGUCACGAAACUGGAAAUGGGAGCUGCUCGAAAAAUUGUGGAAGACCAUGUAGGAGAAGAUGGACUUAAUCUUCUCAUUAACAAUGCCGGAGUAGCAGAAGUGCAGCCUUUUCCUAACGUAACAACAGAUAACUUACUGAAACACUUCAACGUCAAUACAGUGGGGCCUAUAAUGAUUUUUCAAGACUUGUAUCCUACUCUUCUAAAAGCUGCGGAACAUAGAGAUAGUAGUUCUGGAAUGAGUGUAAACAGAGCAAUGGUCCUUAACAUAACUUCCAUGGCUGGCAGCAUCACUAGAGCCGGAAAGGAAUUUGUUCAAGACCUGGCAGUACCAGGAUACAAAAUCAGCAAGGCUGGUUUGAACAUGGCCAUGCGCUGUUUCGCAGCCAAUGUAAAAGAUAAAGGCAUUCUAGUUGUCAUGAUGUGCCCUGGAUGGGUAAAAACUGACAUGGGCUCUGAAAGAGGUGAAAUUACAGUGGAAGAAAGUAUUUCUACUAUGUUCCAAACUCUUCCAAAACUAAACGACACGCAUCAAGGAUUGUAUAUGGACCGAUUUGGAAACGGAUAUCCGUUCUGAGAAUUUACAAGUCAGCGAUAAACACUACCAGCAUUAAAGACUUCCUUGAGUCCACCAUACAUUUCUAUGCAUUAACAUACUAAAAUUAUAACUUUUUAACCCCUAAUAUAUAAGCAACAUUUUGAAUUAGAUAACUAUUUUUAUUAAGCAGCUUAGAAAUAAGCGUAACAAAAAUUUCGAUUGAGUUUUCAGAUUCUCAUUUGUCAAAAUCUAGUUCUCGAAUAGUCUUUUACUUUAUGAAUCACGUUGUACUGUCUAUGCAAAACUCUAAUCAUUACAAUAUCAUGAAUAA